Messenger RNA from Cuscuta europaea, 2193 nucleotides. The record is from the annotation of a GenBank genome assembly. Lineage: Eukaryota; Viridiplantae; Streptophyta; Magnoliopsida; Solanales; Convolvulaceae.
UCUUGGAUUGCUAUGAUUUUUCAGCUUUUGUUUUUAGACAUCUAUUUCUUAGUUCUGAACGGUGCAGAAGUACUUUGGAGGUCUCGGAGAUCAACUCAGUUAUCCGGAAAAUGUGACUGAAAAAUGAAAAACAUUAAUGGAAAGAUGAAAGAAGAAAUAUGAGCAGCAUCACACAAGAGUCUUUUUUGAAAGAAGAGAGUCCUUUUUGAAGUACUUUUGGAGCGUCACAUACUCAAGGAGGGCACGGCCCCAACCUGUUAUCUGUCAUCACCGCCGCCCCGGACAUCUCAAACAAAUACGAGUAUCCGAUCACCGUAUGAACUCGAUGAAUCCACGUAUUUAGGUUCCCCGUCAAAUCAUCGCCGGAUUCUUCCGAACCACCACACUGACGCCCUUAUUCCGUCUGUGUGCAUCCGUCUUAGCUAUUCCCGGAAAAGCUCCCCUCCAAACCCCGCACUCUUCGUUUCUUUCUGCAUUCUAAGUACCAAGUCCACCGGAGCUGCUCGCUCCCCUCGAAUCCCGCCUGUCCGAGUCAUUUGACCUCGUAUGCGGUCAACUAUACGCCACUUGGAUGAGUUGGAUUCUCCGGCUCGGUGUUCCUUGUCCUACCCGCAAUUUCUUUCGAGGUUUUGCGUGUGAGUGCUUCAUAGCUGGCCAAACGUUACUUCUGUUAUUGUACUCUCCUAAACCGAUAAUUGACAUCUUGAUUUCGUGGCUUAGCUUGGGGAUCUCAGUUUCAGUGUGAAUAUUUUUGCUGGUUACACCAUAAUCGCAAAAUCCAUGCCUAAUGGCACUGUUUGUAUGAUCCUUUAUCCAUUCGUUCUGAUUUUACACAGAUGUGAUAUUUGCUAGUCAAUAUGGACUUUCAUCUGCCUUUUGAAGUUGGUCAAUCUGCUGAGGCAAAAUCUUUCCAGCAAGGAUACCGUGGCGCAUGGUUUCGUUGCAAGAUAAGGGAGAUAAAGCAAAGUCAUGGACAUUGGAAUGCCUUGUUGGAGUAUUUUGAUUUUCCUGAUGAAAAGUUAACAGGGUUAAGACUAUAUCAACGUCCUCCAUCUGGUGCAAAGUCAAAGAGCAGUACAAGGCAAUUGAUGUUGCGGCCUUCCUAUCCACCAAUCAUCCGUGAAAGUGAGAUAGCCAAAGAGAGUUUGAGAACAGAAGUGAGAGUCAUUAUUCAAGGCGCUUGGCAGGUGGGAGAUCUGGUGGAUUGGUGGUCUAGUGGCUGUUACUGGUCUGGAAAACUUACAAAAUUAAUUAACAAUGUUAAAGCAAGGAUUGAGCUGUUUCCACGUCCCGUUGGUGAAGGUACAUCUUAUGAAGUGCAUGUCAAAGAUUUACGUCCAUCUUUAGAUUGGUCUCCAGAGCUUGGUUGGACUUUGCCUACUUCUCUUGAUGGUAAGAAUGUCCAUCCACGUGCUCAGCUUAUCCAACCUAUUAAUAGAGAGAUAUAUCACGAUGAGGAUGAGGUUUCUAUGGAUCUUGGUGGACAUUGUGAUGUACACAGAAGCUCCGAAACAGAAAAGGAGAUGAGAAGCACAUUGGAAUCAGAUACACAUAUAUGUGAGGAUUCUGGUAACAGGGAAAGCAGUGAUGCUGCCACUCAAGUUGAUGGCCAAACUGAUGAAGACCUGUAUUACGCCACGUGUCCGUUGAAUAAGUUUAAAACAAGUGGAGGAGUCCGCCUAAAUUCCAUGAGGUCAGACACUUUGGAAGCUGCUGUAACGGAUUUGGAGGAACUGAGAAACAAGAUUAAGUGGCUUAAACAAAUAUUGGAAUCUGGAAAACCGCAAUCUAAUGCUCAUGACUCAUGGGAGUUUGUGGAACAACGUGCAUCGUCUACCCCUAAGUGAUGGGUUUCAGAAAGUUUAAGUUUUUUACAUAUUUCCGCCAAUGAUGUCUGAGAUCUUACACCUUUAAUUUCUAGGUUCUACUAUCAGGCAGGGUCGCAGGCAUAUGCAUUUUAGCAUGUGUUUGGAUUCCACUUUUGGAAUCUCUAAAGUUUUUCUGAUUGCUUUUGAUUUUUCAACAGGUUGAUUUAAUUUUUUAUAGUUGAGAGAGGAUAUUCUGGAAAGUUCUUAAAAGCCUGUUUGGCGAAAGCUAAUCUGAGUUGUUCUCAAGCAGUAACUUGUACUCUUGAAACAAUUUAGUUCUUCAAACAACACUUAAGGUACCUUUCUAAGAACUUUUACUUUAUCA